Molecule: messenger RNA, 1997 nt
Organism: Capsaspora owczarzaki ATCC 30864
Lineage: Eukaryota; Filasterea; Ministeriida; Capsasporidae
Product: metal-dependent hydrolase
Exons: 7
Coding region: 39-1889 (616 amino acids)
Molecular function (GO): hydrolase activity, acting on carbon-nitrogen (but not peptide) bonds
Source: RefSeq, a predicted model, not a curated record
GCUUCUCGAAUUCAGACUCUCAGACUCUCAGACAGGGAAUGACGACGAGUGCUCGAGUCAAGAUUGUCAAUGCGCGGAUUUGGACGCCGAUUGGAGUGCAAUCGUGGCUCACGUUCGACCAGGCGACUGGCACCAUUCUUUCGAUUGGCAGCGGCAGUAGCAGUAGCAGCAGUAGCAGCGAGUCGGAUGAUGGCGCUACGACCGCGACGACUGCUGCAGAGCCCGAUAACGCUGUUCGAGUGAUCGACCUCGGCGGGCGGAUUGUGCUGCCGGGACUGCAGGACGCGCACAUCCACCUCAUGCACAUUGGGCACGAGAUGGCCAAGUUGCAGCUGCGAGGCACCAACUCCAUUGCCAGCCUGCAAGAAAAGCUUCGCCAGUAUCACGCGACAAAAGCUGCCUCCAUGAACGAAGCCGAUCGAGCUACCCAAUGGCUUGUGGGUGUCGGAUGGGACCAAGACACCCUCGGCUUACCCUCUGGCGUGUACCCGUCUCGACACGAUCUUGAUGCUGCCGUGCCUGCCAAUGUGCCUGUCGUGCUCUUUCGGGCUUGCUACCACAUUUGCGUUGCUAGUACUGAAGCGCUACGGCUUGCUGGACUGCUUGGCUCAAAUCCAGUCACUGUGCCAGCAGGCGGAACCGCCGAUCGAGAUGAAUCGGGCGAGUUUACUGGAAUUUUGCGCGAGAAUGCAGUCGUGCUCAUCUACCCGUUUGUGCAAGACAACAUUCCGCGCAUCCUGCAAAAGCGCUAUCUCGAGGCCGGUCUUCAAUCUUGCCUGCGAAAUGGCCUGACUGCCGUUCAAACCAAUGAUGCCUGCGCCUGGGACUUGUACCAAGAGCUUCAGAGCGAGGGGAAAAUGCCGAUUCGCGUCUUUUUGACUCUAAUGCACGACGAGCUUGUCAGCCCUCCCACGCAGUUUCAAUCCGUGGUUCCCGCCCCAAAGCAGCAGGAGGGACUUUUGUCGUGCGAUCGAGUCAAGCUGUUUUCAGAUGGCUCGCUGGGCGCCGAGACGGCAGCCCUUCGCGCUCCGUACGCCAAUUCGUCCUCCAAGGGACUCUUGAUCUUGACCGACGCCGAAAUGAACGCAAAGGUCCAGCUGGCCCACGAUCGCGGCUUCCGCUUGGAGAUUCAUGCGAUCGGAGACGCUGGGGCAGAGCAGGCCAUUCGUGCGUUCGAGUUGGCCGGCGCCACCGGACCCGUCCAUCGCCCGAUUCUGACGCAUUGCCAAAUCUUGGGCUCGGACUUGAUUGACCGGAUGAGUCAACUCGGUGUUGUUGCAGAUGUUCAACCGCCGUUCGUCGGAACCGAUUGCGCCUGGGUGGCCAAGCGUCUAGGCGAUGGAUCUGACGGGAGCGCGGCACCGGGAGUGGCCGAGCAUCUCCAGGACCGUCUCCGCUCGUCCUACGCCUGGAAGACACUGCUGACGCGCGGAAUCCAUGUUGCAGGCGGCAGCGACGCUCCUAUCGAAACAUGCAGCCCGUUCGUCGGCUUGCACUCGGCCAUCUUCCGCCAGCCACACGGUGCUCCGCGCGAAACCCCUGCGUGGAUGCCGUCCGAGUGCCUGACGUUUGCGGAGGCAAUGCAUCUCUACACUGACGGUGCUGCGUACGCAGCCUGCCGAGAGACGACGCUGGGCACCCUUGCUGCAGGAUUUGCCGCUGAUUUCGUCGUGCUAGAGUACAACGACGUUACCGAUCCUGUGGGCAGAGGAUUGGCGACCCCAUGGGCUGAUCCGCACCAACUGCUCAACGUUCACGCGGCUCAGGUUUGGGUCAACGGACAGCUGCGGUUGGACGUUGCCCAGGCGGCGUCUGCACACCCGCCUGUCGGAGGUGCCGCUGAAUGGACGGCAGGAGUGGCUUCCUGCGUCUGUCAUCGUGCGUUCUAGCGGAGAGGCACAACAAAUGUCAUGUUGCGAACGUUUUGAAAGCUCUACAGUGUUUUGUAACUUUUAAACCAUUGGAGCAAUCGGGUUUAGCUUGGAGAGUAAAUUGUG